This is a messenger RNA of Habropoda laboriosa, 944 nucleotides long. RefSeq names its product GATA zinc finger domain-containing protein 1. Gene Ontology annotation, biological process: regulation of DNA-templated transcription; chromatin organization. The coding region runs from base 252 to 944 and encodes 230 amino acids. NCBI's taxonomy places the organism in Eukaryota, Metazoa, Arthropoda, Insecta, Hymenoptera, Apidae. The transcript is spliced from 3 exons. Gene Ontology annotation, molecular function: sequence-specific DNA binding; zinc ion binding. Gene Ontology annotation, cellular component: nucleus. The record is from RefSeq and is a predicted model, not a curated record.
UAUACAAUCGUGUAUUGUGUACUGUACAAUGUGCAAAAUGUAAAGGAAAUAUACAAAUAUUUUGUUAGCUUUCACCUUUACCAUAUGUCCGUAAAUGAAGCCCUUCUAUUCAAUAUCACACUGUGUAUAAUCAAAAUGAUAUUCAAUGGAAUCCAAUUGACAAAAAGAUCGCGAAGCAGAUUGAAGGAAACGCUUAUCGGUUGACUAUCGAUGAAAUAAAUAAUUAAUGAGAUCGAAUUAAUUAAAAUUCGAUGCCUCUCGGCAACAAACCUGAAUGUGUCAAGUGUGGGACUCGAGAGACCCCGCUUUGGCACUCCACCGAAGCCGGUAAUCUUUGCAAUGCUUGUCUAGAAGAAGAGAGAAAUUCUGAAGGGAAUAUAAACAUAAAAAUCGAAGAUGAGGACAAAGGAGGAUCGUUAAGACCCACCAGGAGAAGUACAAGAAUCACGAGAUAUUGCAAUUCUAAGUCAGUUACACACAAAAUUAUACCCAAAGGGAAAGGGAGAAGAAAUUUAUUUAAAAAAACUCCAGUUAAAGCACCAACAGCUACAGCAACCCCAGUUACAAGUAAUUAUGUAUUUUAUAAAGGUACCUAUUUUCAAGUGGGUGAUAUAGUUUCUAUGCAGGAUAUCGAUGGAGGGAUUUAUUAUGCUCAAAUUCGUGGUUUACUAACAGACCAGUACUGUGAAAAAAGUGCAGCUGUUACUUGGCUUUUGCCUACCACUGCAAGUCCACCACCUGAUGAAGGAUUUACUCCUGAGACAUACAUUAUAGGACCAGAGGAAGAUCUCCCACGCAAAUUAGAAUGCAUGGAAUUUGUAAUGCAUGCACCAUCGGAUUAUUAUAAAUUAAAAAAUACACCAUACCCACCAUCACUUACAGAAAGGGGUACUGGAUAUAUAUGGACUACACUUAGAAAUGAAAUUGCUACAUCUAAAAAAUAA